UUUAUCAUAUAUAUAUAUUUGAUUUGAUGAGAUAUAUAUUUUUUAAUUUGUACGUGAUUAAAGGUCAUCUUGUGUUUCACGUUAGACCCUCAUGAUAAUCUAGUAUAUAUAUUGCUAUAUACUUUCUUUGCACUAUAAAUACCUUGUCUCCAAAUCCACCUUCAUCAUUUCUUCUCUAACUUUAUUUAUCUAUUGUUUUUUCUUAGUUAUACUAAUGGGAGAUAAGAAUGAUAUUUACAAUGUCAACCUUCCACCUGGGUUUCGUUUUGAUCCCACAGAUGAAGAGCUUGUAGUUCAUUUCCUUCAAAGAAAAGCAACACUCUUACCUUGCCAUCCUCAUGUCAUCCCUGAUCUUCACCUAUACUCAUAUGAUCCAUGGCAACUUCAUGAUAGAGCUUUGUUGGAGGGAAACAAAUGGUACUACUACAGCAGAAGGACACAAAAUAGAGUCACUGAUAAUGGUUAUUGGAAGGCAACAGGAAUGGAAGAGGCAGUGAUUUGUAGUACAAACAAUAAGAAAGUUGGCAUGAAGAAACAUUUUGUGUUCCAUGUUGGAGAAUCCCCUGCUUCAGGUAUCAAAACCAAUUGGAUAAUGCAAGAAUUUUGUCUAUCAGACUCUGCUUCCUCCUCUGCUAAAUCAUCUAAAAGAAAAUCACAACCAAUCAAAGAUUAUAGUAAAUGGGUGAUAUGUCGAGUAUAUGAGCAAAAUGAAGAUGGUGAUGAUGGAAUGGAUCAGCUCUCUUAUUUAGAUGAAGUUUUCUUGUCAUUAGAUGAUCUUGACGAAAUAAGCUUACCAAAUUAUUAAUUAGCUGAUGCAAAUAAGUGAUAAAAUCCAGUAGUUAGCACCGUACGUAGCUUGCCAUUGUAUAAAAUGUAAUCAGUGAAAUGGAUGUAACUAUACAUUUCAAUCAGUAAAAUUUAUAACAAUAUAUUUAUA
Messenger RNA from Trifolium pratense (red clover), 937 nucleotides. RefSeq names its product NAC domain-containing protein 104-like. The transcript is spliced from 3 exons. The record is from RefSeq and is a predicted model, not a curated record. NCBI's taxonomy places the organism in Eukaryota, Viridiplantae, Streptophyta, Magnoliopsida, Fabales, Fabaceae. Bases 215 to 805 code for a protein of 196 amino acids. Gene Ontology annotation, biological process: system development; regulation of DNA-templated transcription. Gene Ontology annotation, molecular function: DNA binding.